AUGUCUUCCCGCAACCAAGAGAAAGGAAAAGGACGGCAGACAGUCUAUAGGAUUUCAAACGUUGGAUCAUCUUCACAUAAGUCUUCAGGCAAUAACAGAAAUUCUGAGGCAAGAGAUCACCAGCAGAAGAUUGUCCAGCCAGCGCCAGUACCACCGGUACAGCAUUACACAGGAAGACACAAGGAAGCCGAUAAUUCUCUUUACUACCAGGGGCAGUACCAGCAGCAGAAUUAUAUUGCAGCUGGACCGGCUCCUAAGUCUGAUGCAUCACCGCCUGUGUAUCGAGGAUCGUCUGUUGGUACUGGAAGCUUUUCUUACGCGGAAACAACAACUGAAGCAUCAGCAUCGUCUGGAUACAACUAUAGAGAUCAAAAUGUGCCUGAUGCAACAUCGUUCAAAGAUCCCUGGGAAGAAGCUGGUCUGGGUUACCUAAAGCCGCAAGUGGAAAAUAAAUCUUUCACACCGAACAGUUCUGAUUAUCCCAAUCUGCCAACUAAUCCCCUGGGCACUCCAAUCCCGUAUACAGGUACCCCGUCGGCUAACUAUCAGCACGUAACUACAAGAUUUCCUGCUUCAAUUCCCAUUUUCAAAGAUCAGGGAGAACUUCCUUAUGGAGUAGACGACUAUCCAAUCAAGUGGGAAUCGGGAUAUAAUCCCGAAUUCGACAAGAAUGAGCGCGGCCCUGUAGCAGCAUUAUGGGCUAGCGUUUGGCUUGAUAAUCAGCAAAUGCGAACUUGUUAUCUCUUUGACCAUGUGGAUCUUUAUCGACUUACCUACAUUGUUACGACUCUGUAUUCGACUGUUGAUUGCUACAAAAAUGAUCCGACAUGUAUCAAAAUUGCAACUUCCAUUCUCAAUAGUGCGGGUAGACCAAAUAGGUUUGGGUAUGUAAGUCGUUUUCGACCUCCCCCACAGGUUGGAUUCACUGAGGAUCAAGUCAGUGCGCUUUUUUGUAUUAUGGCGAAUAGACAUAACCGAAAGCGUGGUGCUGCAUUCGAAAUCUUAAGCGCGUGGAUAGAAAACAAUAAUAAAACGAUUACGAAAGCUCUAGGUACAGGGAAAAAGAAGGCUACCCAAGGGUAUCCAUACUGGACUCCUAAGAAGCUCGUGUCACGCCUACCAGAAGCUAUCAUGGGUCAUUUUGGCUACAACAAUGCCGCUGCUAUUGCGGAUAAGAGGCUUUGCUGGGAAUGGAGAGUUCCCUACUUCAUGUUCCGUGAGAAGGAUAUUGGACCUCGGACCAUUUGGUACACACCAAAGACUUACACCUACCCACCUAUACCUGCCCAAGCUCGCUUUUGGACCAACACAACCGCAGAGCAAGAAAACAUCCAUGAACAACAAUAUUUGCAGAGUGAUCCAGAUGAAGUGGAAGCCGCCCGGAAAAGAUUAGAGCAAGUCAGCUGGGGAGAUGAGAGUAGGUUGGACGCAGAACGGUUGGCAUUAGAUGAAGCAAACCGGUAUCACAAAGCGGGAGGGGGCGAGGGAUACAAUGUAGUCACUGUGGAACCUGAAAUUUGGGCUUCUAAACAUCCACGUGAACAAUCGAGCGCUCCCGCAUCUCAACAUGGUUACAGGCAGGUAUACUCGGAGGACAGUAAAGGGAACCCUUGCUAUAAAUGGGUACGUAAAGAGAAACGCUGA
This is a messenger RNA of Botrytis porri, 1644 nucleotides long. RefSeq lists its product as uncharacterized. The coding region runs from base 1 to 1644 and encodes 547 amino acids. The record is from RefSeq and is a predicted model, not a curated record. Lineage: Eukaryota; Fungi; Ascomycota; Leotiomycetes; Helotiales; Sclerotiniaceae. The transcript has a single exon.